Messenger RNA from Lucilia sericata (common green bottle fly), 842 nucleotides. Its product is annotated as myophilin. Gene Ontology annotation, biological process: actomyosin structure organization. The coding region runs from base 212 to 721 and encodes 169 amino acids. The record is from RefSeq and is a predicted model, not a curated record. NCBI's taxonomy places the organism in Eukaryota, Metazoa, Arthropoda, Insecta, Diptera, Calliphoridae. The transcript is spliced from 3 exons. Gene Ontology annotation, molecular function: actin binding.
UUUUUUUUUUUUUUGAUUUUUCAAAAAAAAAAAAAAAAAAAAAAAAAUUGCUUUUGCUUGGGAUUUUCUAUUCUGGUAUGAAAUGGAAAAUUGUGGCGUAUUUUUGCGUCAGUCGUUUAUUCGGUUUCGAUCGUUAAAGACAAAUUAGCAAACGUUCCAUUUUCCAUUUUUUUUACUUUUCAAACGUUAUCCUUUUAUAAAUACAUAAAAAAUGGCUCCCCGCAACAAGGAACAAGAACAAGAAGUCUUGAACUGGAUCUUUGAAGUUUUGGGUGAAAAAGUGCCUGCUGGUAAUUAUGAAGAUAUCUUGAAGGACGGUAUUGUUUUGUGCAAAUUGAUCAACAAAUUGGCUCCCGGCUCUGUUAAGAAAAUCCAAGAACGUGGCACCAACUUCCAGUUGAUGGAAAACAUCCAAAGAUUCCAAGCUGCCAUUAAGAAAUACGGUGUACCAGAAGAGGAAAUCUUCCAAACUGCUGAUCUCUUUGAACGUCGUAAUAUUCCCCAAGUUACCUUGUGCUUGUACUCUUUGGGCCGCACUACCCAACACCACCCUGAAUACACUGGUCCCUCUUUGGGUCCCAAGAUGGCUGAGAAGAACGAACGCACCUUCACCGAAGAACAAUUGCGUGCCCACAAUGCUGAACUCAACUUGCAAAUGGGCUUCAACAAGGGUGCAUCCCAAUCUGGCCAUGGUGGUUUCGGCAACACCCGCCACAUGUAAACCUAAUGUCUUCCCUAUCAUUAUUUGCCUUAAAUUAAGCUUUCAUCUUGUUUAUCAUAUUCGGUUUUUCCGUUUUGUUAUCACAUCAGAAAUAUUAAUAUACAUUUAAUUUAAUGAAUUU